AAAUCGUAAUCACACAGCGGCAACAGUGUAAGCGUUAGAAUCUUGUAGGUUAUGUUGAUGUUUUGCUAUCAAUUCAAACUUCUAACGUCUGAAAAGUGGUGUGGACAAUCAUGUAGUUCUUGUCCAAAUUAUGCAAAUAUUAUCGUUUAUCUCGGAAUUUUACAUUAGUUCUCGGUCAAACUUGACUCCUCUAAAUUAUUUAUUCAAUUACUAUAGUGAUUAAGGGUGCAGUGACCCACUAUGGAUGUGAUAAGUGCGCUUGAUAAACUAGGGUUGGAGAAGCUUCCCACUGGAUGGGUCAGUAAUGUUUGGAAUAAUUCUUUCUCUGAGAUAGAUGUUUUACCACCGGAGUACGAAGCAUAUUUAGAAGAAAUCAUAGUUGUCGAUGUUCUAGAUGAAAUCUCUGUGUGCUUCAAGAUUUGGUUAGAAUCUGAUGAUUCUGCAAGUACAGCACGCUUAUCUCUUAACACGUCAUCCAUUGCUGAUGAUAUCGACGUGAAGUCCUGGCAGUACCUAAUCAAGAAAGAAAUUAGACACAAGGCCCUGAUAUGUCUACUUAGCUAUUUUAUUCAUCAAGCAAAAUCAGAAUCAAACGACGAAGAUGCCCGGCAUACGGCUUUAAGUGCCAUCAGCGUCUAUGUGAUGUUAUUAGCUGUUCCUGGAAGUCAAGUUUUCCAUAUUUUUAACUCAAUUUUAUUCUCCUCAGUCCUAGAAGUUCUUGAAAAGUUUUGUGAUCUUGUUAAAACACGUUCUAGCAACAUUCAACAUCGGACAAAUGAUGAUUCCCUAGAUGGUGACGAAACAAACAAUGAAAGCUUAUCACAUCAAGAAAGAUCUCACCUUGAAAAAUGGCUGAAUGCUCUUUUGAAACGAUUCACCUAUGCCUUCCGAAAAAUAAAUUUCCGAUCUCAAGAAGAGUCCCUCGCCUCUUUGGUUCAAUGGCUCGCCAAAGUGACAAGACUGGAGAAGAGCACUGUGAUAACACAAUAUGAGACAAAUGCUACAGGUUUUAAUGCUUUACCAAUGAAUGCUUUUAAUGUUUUAAAAGCUCUUUGCUCACCAGAUGUAGGAGAAGUUCCUGAGGUUGUGUGUGCAGUUUUAAAAGAGCUAAUGCCAGCAUUUCUUGUUGAAAAGAAGCAAGCUGCCAGAGAGCAUCUGACAAUCAAAGAAAAUGUGAUUAAUUUUAUGAAGCACUUGAUGGAAACUCUAGGAGAUGCCUCUUACCCCGGUGUAAGAGUUCUUAUUCAACACUUAUGUCUUUUAAUCCCUGACAAAGCAGAUUUGCGCAUAAAAGCAGUAUCAACAAUUCUUGAAAUACUGAGUUUUGUGCCUGCUGAUAUCUACGGUCAAACUGUUAUUUGGAUCUAUAGUUUUUGCCACAGUGACAAUGUCAAGCACCGUAUCAAUGCUCUAGAAAUUAUGUCACGACUCAUAUUAGAAGCGCUAGUAAGAUUCACAAAUGAGGAUUCUCCUUUGAUAAAAUACACCACAUAUCCAUUUUUAAUCGCCAUUGUCUUAUCUCGUUGCAAAGAUAACGCAGCCUCUGUAAGAACCAAAGCACUCACUGUUUUUUCAAAUGCCCUGUCGUCGAAUAACCCACAUAUCCGUGCUGUCAUUGAGGGAAUUUUUGUCACCCCGUAUCAGACUGAAGAUGAAAAUGUGACCAAAGCAGAAUUGAAACGAUCUUUCCCAGAUUUUAAUGAAUUUUUCAAAUGUAUUGAAGAAGAAACAGAAUGGAAUGAAAAUCCAUUACCUGGUGCCAGAAUUGUCCUGAAAUUCUUGGAUGUGUUUGUAGCGGAUAAUAAAGUAUUUGUCAAGAAAUCAGCAUUGAUGUGUUUAGCCUCUAUCUGUUGCUUGCACCCUCGAUGGAUGAAUGAUGAACUCCUUCAGGUUUUGACAGAAAACUGCCGCGAUCGAUCUGUGUUAAUCAGAAAAUCUCUGACUCAGUGUAUGACAACUCUUUUGGAGCGCUAUCCUGAAAACGAAUUAGUCUGUAAAUAUUGGGUACAAGGAGUCUUGCCUCUUUUAUUUGACACUGAGCAAAAGGCUCAAGAAAAAGUGCUUGAAGUUUUUGCUCAACUACUAAUUGACAACAUGGCGCCGCAUAAUCAGUCUAUUACUCCUCCGACACAGCUGCCUUGGCGAAUAUUGAGUCUCAUUUCUGAAUUUAAUCUCCGCAAGUACUUACGCUUUGCCUGUGCUCACUGGGUUGCAUCUAAUGUCUUUAAUCAAGCAUUGAUUAAUACUCUUCAAACUCAUAUUGGAACAGAAAAUAACGCAAACGCAUGGUUAUUUGUGGUUUGCAUGACGGAGUACCACCAAAUCAACAAUCCAAAUUUCAUAAUGACGUACUACGCUACUUACAUCCAUGCUAAUAGAGAGGCUGAUAUAUAUGUUGGUCAAAUGGUUUUGGACUCAUUGAAAUUUACUUGCAAGAAACUUAGCAAAGAAACGCAGAAUAAUCUUGUGUCAGAGCUGCUGCCAGCUCUGAAAAAUUUUUCUAUACCUCAUCAGCUCAUUCUACAAUCUUUCGACAUCCUAGCACUGCUUGCUGAUAUUAGAUCAAUAUCUAAUGGUGAAGGAAACUUAGCUGUAUCCAUCACUCAGGAGUGUGAGCGGUAUAUUGAAGAAAAAUUGGACAAAAACACUCCGGUUGAAGAGGUGGACGAAGAACUUCUUUGUCGUCGUAUUCUUACUUUAGGGUGUGUUGCAGUACUCUGGCCAACAGGCCGACCUAUCAGUGAAAAAGCAAUCACUUCCAUUACAAACCUUGUAGACGUUACCUUCGGUGUAAAUGUAAGAAUGAGAUUCAUGACUGGACUUCUACCUGCAAUGGCUGUUGUCACCCUUGGGCGUCUUGCCCUGCAGACAGAUUUGAUUGCAAAAGAAUUUGUUCCUCUGUUUGGACGACUUCUGCGCCGUGUGAGAGAGCCGCAGAUAAAAAUUAACACCAUCACAGCAUUGGCAGAUCUCUGUAUACGGUACACAGCUAUGGUAGAAAAGUUCAUACCAGAAAUAUGUGUUUGCUUAUGUGAUCCCGAAGUUAAAGUCCGAUCCACUACGCUGAUGCUACUAAUUGAUUUGAUCCAGCAAGACUACCUAAAACUACGUUGUCCUGUUUUCUUCCACCUGCUCAGUAGACUCAACGAUGAUAAUGAGAAAAUUCGAGAAGUUAUCUCCGAUUGUUUCGUUAACAACUUUUUACGAAAUAACCCGUCUCUCAUCAUUCAGCAUUUUGUUGAAUCCCUCUUCUACUAUAAUGCUUAUUAUGAUCAUCCAGCGUAUUGUAAAAUGCAGAUGUCAAGCCGUGAAAGGGAGGUAUUUUCAUUGGAAGGUCCGGCCAAUCAAGGAAAACGUUACUUUAUCUACAAAUAUAUGUUGGAGCAUGUUGCGGACGAGCACAGGCUGAAAAUAUUCAUGAGGCUCUGUGCGGAUAUUUUAGAUGGUGUGGCAGAUGGUAAAAUCAAACUUGAAAAUGAAGGAAUUAUACUUUUGAAAGAUGCUUUGCAUGUAUUGUGUUCGGAAGAAAUUAAAUUGAGGCCCGUGCCAAUGCAGGAGCCAGAAAAUGACGAUCUCGGAGAGGAGAGACAAGAAUAUGAAAUCGCUGUCACCAAAGCAGUUUUGAACCAGGCUGUUCGCUCGCAGGCUGUUGAAUUCAUUGUCCCUAUCAUCAUUCGACUAAAGAAAGUCCUUCAGCAGAAAAAGUUGUUAUUGAAUGAGUUGAUGCUCUUCACAAGGGAACUCAUGAAAGAUUAUAAGAAUGAGUUGAAAACUCUAUUAGCUGCAGACAAAGAAUUAGCUCAAGAGGUGGAGUUGGAUCUCCAGCUUUUAGAAGAGCAAGAAAACGCUGCAAGAGCCCAAGAAAGGACGGAACAAGAACCCCAGCCAGAACCAGAACUCCUUAAUAUUAGCAGGUGUAGUGUCAGAAUGGAAAGGAUAGAAGUAAGAGCUGAAGUGCACCAGGCCAACCAGAGCGGACCAGAAGAUGCAGAGUCUGAACCCUCCGCACCAACAGUUAACGGUAGAUGUAACGGUCGGAGUAGUGAUGCAAUUGAAGAAUUGCCGAAUGACAGACCGUCUACUCCGGGUGUGAAUUCAAGCAGAUGUAGCAAUGUGAUCGAAAAAUUAGCAGAUGACAGACCCCCUACACCAUCUGUAAAUACUAGUAGAUCCAGUAGCAGAUGUAGUGUUGUGAUCGAAAAAUUAUCGGACGAUAGACCCUCUACACCAUCUGUAAAUACCAGUAGAUCCAGUAGCAGAUGUAGUGUUCGAAUUGAAAGACUGUCAGAAUCGAGUUAGGUUUUAAAUUGACCGGAGAACAUUAAUCAUUUUUAAAAUAAUAGUACAUUUAGUCAAAUUUGCCUUACCUCCAUUCAGUAAGCAUUUUCCUAUUCUUGGAGUGAAAUUCUUUAAGCAAUGAUUUUAAUAAUAGUUUUUGUGUUUAAGAAAUCCAUCAAUGUCAAAUGGAGCUCUUACAUGCAUCAGGGCUUUGCAAUUUAAGUUUUUUUUUGGUUGUAAAUUCUGUGAGAAACUUGAUGGUGCCAAUGGUUUUCUCUGAAAGUAACUAUCAAGCUCAAAAAAGCUCUUAAUGUUGGACACGUAGUGGAGGGAUUCCCCCAAGCUAUGCUGAGAGUCUAAAUCCAUCUCCAGUCAAACCUCUUAUUCACAGGUGGGGAGCAAAUACAUUAGUAGGGUCGCAGGGUCGCCCUUUUGUUUGGGGACUCCAAGGUUGAAAGCACUGCAACCCUGCUGAUGUAUUUGCUCCCUGUUUGUGCAUGAAGAGUCUGACUGGAUAGUGAGGUGGUCUCUCAGGGUAACAAGGGAAAACUCCUUCACUGCGGUCAUAACUUUGAGAGCUUUUUUUAAGUUCAUUUGAGGGAUAAUUAGUUCCACCAUCGUGUUUCUUGCAAAAUGUAACAUACGGAAAAACACUUAGAUCGCAAAUCCUGGAUACAUGCCAGAGCUACCUUGAGAGAGAGAGUGAUGUCCAAGAUGCUCUUUAUUUUAAAAGGUAAUGGUCAUUGGCCGUGGAAAAACGAACCCUGUCUUCCGUUAUUUGAAAAUUGAGCAAUCGGUUGUGCAAAGAAGCAAGUAUGAUAAAUGCUCGAGCAUUUAAAAUUUAAUUGUUUCCAUUAGUAUCUUAGAACAAUACCAAAACUCUUUAUUCGUCCAGAAAAGACGAAUUUUGCUUGGAGGAAUGGGUGCACUUGAAUAUAUUCAGGAUGAUUUGUGGUUGCAUGUAAGUCCGAUCUAGGGCUUCCAAAUGGCCAACAGGGCAGGUUCAGCUCAGUGACAUAUUAUACAUUUCAAAAAAGCCAAUGAAAUGUGUCUCCACAAAGAGUGAGGUUGACGAGAAACUUAUCUUAAAUUCAGUUUCAGCAUUAACAAGCUUAUUUUUUUGGUUACAUUUGCGAACUUUGUUAGAAUUUUAAAAUGGAUUUUUGAAUCGAUCCCUGAAUUGGUUACCUCUAAUUUUACACAUCCUUCUGCAGUGUAUUCUGUUGUCAGAUUUCUGUAAAGUCGAAUUUUUGUACCUUAAAACGUUCAUCUGCCAAGAUUUUUUAAUUUUAAGUUAUUAUAUUCUUCUAAACUGUACUUUUUUCUAUCUUCCCUGUUUUACUCAUUCGAUGAUUGUUUUUAAAGAUAUGAGAACAGAAAUAAUAAAACAAUCUGCUCUUUUCUAA
Molecule: messenger RNA, 5684 nt
Organism: Bemisia tabaci
Lineage: Eukaryota; Metazoa; Arthropoda; Insecta; Hemiptera; Aleyrodidae
Gene: Cap-D3
Product: Chromosome associated protein D3
Biological process (GO): mitotic chromosome condensation; meiotic chromosome condensation
Cellular component (GO): condensed chromosome, centromeric region; condensin complex
Molecular function (GO): histone binding
Source: RefSeq, a predicted model, not a curated record